Leptinotarsa decemlineata (Colorado potato beetle) is the source of this 3469-nucleotide messenger RNA. RefSeq lists its product as uncharacterized. The record is from RefSeq and is a predicted model, not a curated record. NCBI's taxonomy places the organism in Eukaryota, Metazoa, Arthropoda, Insecta, Coleoptera, Chrysomelidae.
ACCGUCUUUGGGAGGCGCAGACAUCCUAGAUAACCUCAAUAAUCUGGAGCAAGACAUCAAAGAUGAGGAACUUUCGGAAUCUACUCAUCGAGACGUAUGUUUGGAAACUAAUUACGAUAGAACUUACGUCGAGAAUUGGAUCGAAACGUCGCCCUUGUCGAACACUGACGUAGAACCAUUACAACCGAUACAGCCGAGUAUGAGCACGACAGGCGGUGCGACUUCUAACUGUACAGCAAAGAUAAAUAUGAAACUCGGAACGGUACCGAAGCUCUUCUCGGGACUGUGUUAUCCUUAUUUCUUGGAGCUCGGCCAGAGCUGCAACAACAAGCGAUGUAUGAGGUAUCAUAAGGUGCCAAUUGACAAAUUCUCCACCAGGUGUAUCGAGACUCCUCCUAGCGAACUUUGGGACGCUUACUCUUACUGUCUGAGAUUCCAUAAGCUGUUGAGCGAGUUUUAUCGGUGCUUCAUAAGCGGUUUCAGUCACCACAAAAUGAGGACAGAGUUGUGCUCCUGCCUUGAGGACUUUUUCAGUCCCUCUCUCAAGAGUGUCAUCGACUCCACUGAAGCCGUGGAAUAUACUAUUGAAGCACUCGAACGUACUGGGAUGACUUUUCUUGAAGCUGUCCAAAUGGUUAUGUUCAAAGUCGGUUUGACCAGUUACCCUAAUUUCUACGAAAUAAUAUUCGACAUCCUAACCAGAGGAGGCAACAUUGUCGAAACAUGGAGCACGAUCAAAGUCGCCUCGUCCGUGACGGGCAAUAUACCUCCGAACAUCGUCGAUAAGAUCCUGCGCAUGGUGCAUUCCACUUACCCUCUGAACAAGCAACUCUGCAUCGACAUCUACAACUUCAUAGUAUGCCAAAAAAUGACGGACCUCACCCGAGUCAACGAACAACUGAUCACGCCACUGAGGACGCUCGCGAUGUUCCGGGGAGACGAAGGCCCUCUUGCGCCGGUCCGCAACCUGAACGUCGGUAUCAGCCCGUUGAGGAACAGGAACUCGUCAAGACCCGUCGCCUUGUUGGAUGACGCCGCAGAUCAGGGUUCUGACGUUGCGUAUUCCAGCGAAGCGACCGUCAGGGCUUCCGGUAAUUGUUAUGAGAGGUCUUCGGGAUCCAGCAGUAGGAGCGGCUUCGGAAACUACAAUGAGAGGGCGGAGUCGUCUCCUCAACAGCAGCAGCAGGAUAUUGACUAUUACGUGCCCCAGUCAACUGUUAUGAGUGAUGUUAACAGACCAAGCUAUCGGACUACUAAGGACUACCAGGUACCGCAUUCAGCCCCUUGCCAAUCCACUUCUUCCACCUUAUACCAGAGCUCCUUUCCACAUCCCCCUCCUUUCACCCCCAGCUACUCUAUCAACUCCGUUUCAACCCACACCUCCGUUUCGCCUCCCGCAUUCGUUCCUCCUCCCAUCUUUGUUCCCCCUCCCGCCUUUGUUCCCCCUCCCGCAAUGUUUCCCCCUCCCACGUCGGUUCCCCCUCCCACCUCGAUGCCCCCUCCCACCAUAGAUCACCCCCAAAUCGACACCAGACCGAUCUUUGGGUCUGCUAAGUACAGGUCCAACUUCAAGAUUGACGUCUCGUUGCACAACCUCCUUCCCGACAGCAUGGAAUGCGUCAGCAUGAACGAAUACGAUGUGAUCAAGCUCAAUGACGCCAUCAAGAAUAAAAAAGCCAGAGAAUUUCUCAGACUGCUCGAGAAUUACAAAGGGGCGCCAACUGUAGAGAGCUUCAUCACUAUGACGGUUGCUCACUUGAAGAGCUUGCACGACAACUGUAAGAUAAGCGAAGCCGUAUUCGGUUUGCUGAACAGUCUCACCACCAUAAGAUCUGAUUAUAUGAAAGAAACGCACAUCAAAGGAAUUCUGGAGGUGAUCGUAUUCAACCUCCUCUUCUUCUUCGAGACAAGAUGCUUGUGGAGGAAUGCAAGGUCAUUGUUGGAGAUGUUCUACGAUUGGGACAGCUUGAUUUCUUCGAAGAUCUACGUUUGCUGGAGACGAUUGAUAAGUGGCAGUUUCACGCUUCUUCUCAGGACUGGGAGAGCAGGAAUUCGGUGUUCCGCGAUUUCUUCAAAGCAGGAUAUCGACAAAAUAUCGCCCUGGUGGCAGACAUGUACCGUCAAGUAUUCACUAUUAAUAAUAAUCAAGAUCAAGUUUUUCUGGAGCUUUUCAAGAGCAUGCUGAUUUCGUUGAUCAAUGAAGAGAAUGUAACGUUGUUGAAGGCUUUCAAUUCCGAAAUUUUCCACCGUAAAAUGGAGAAGAACAUUUUACGUGCCUUCGCCAUAGUUAUCAGCGAGAAGAUUCCUAAGGAGGAGAAGUUCGCUUUGUAUGAGACCUGUUGUAAGAAGGGCAUUUACGAGUUUUAUUCGACGCGAAUACUCCUGCGCAACAACAUGACUGAUGCAGAGCUGAAGCUCGUCUUCGAUUACUAUCUCCACAAAGUCUCCUUGGGAAACAUUCCACCUCUUACGGACGUGAUCAUCAGCAUCAAACUGCCCCAGGGCUCGAACCCCAAGUAUCCCCUGAUCCUAAUGAAACCCGUCCGGAGUUUUACUGACAUCAACAAGGCUGUGACAGAACUGUUGCACCGCCACUACAACAUCGUGGCUACGGAAGAUGGCAACACUGGCUUCAUGAGAAUAUCGGUCGAACAGCUGGGGAAUUGGCUGAUUAGGGAAAUGUCUUCAAGGUGUUAGAGGUCGGGUUUGCCAUUGUGAAGCCUAGCGGCUUGGGGGUUUGUGGAUUUGUUCGUUUGCAAAGCGCGAAUUUUGAGGCAAACAACAAGGAAAGAUCGGUUCAUUUCGUUUUUAACUCGGAAAGAAGCAGGUGAAUUUUGAUGCAUAAUAAUUGAAUAAUUUUUAUACAGUGAACUUUGAUCAAGACGCGUUUCACUACAUAGUAGUUUCUUCAGUUGAACUGGUACCUUAACCUAGUUUAUAUUCUAUUUUAUUGAAGUUACAGAGUUUGAACAGAGUGAUCAACUUCUUUUUGGUUGUUCAAUUGGGAAAUUGACUGGUUUUGUUAAUUCAAAUUUCCAGUAAAUCUAAUAGGGUUAAUUAUUGCCCUUCAUUUUCUUUAUGUAAUAUUUUUUAGUCCACUUUGAAAUGUGGCUGUUCUCUAAAAGGUGACAUACUCAGAUGGAAUUGGGCGUUCUUUAGUCCAAAACUCGUUUUGUGUUCUUAAAUUCUCGUUUUGAAAUUUCUACAUGUUCUUCCUAUAUAAACUUUUGGGCACGAUCCACAUGCCAGUUUAUAGACACCUGAUUUGUUGUCCUUAUCACAACAAAUCGAACGUUGAAAAGGACAACAAAUUAUGUCUACUAACUGGCAUGUGGAUCAUGCCCAAAGGUGUACAUAGGAAGAACAUCUUGAAAUUUCAAAACGGGAGUUUUAGAACACUGAACGAGUUUCAAACUAGAGAACAACGAUUCUUUCUACCUGUGCUUGCCACCUUCUAGAAGACAACAAC